Salvia splendens (bonfire salvia) is the source of this 5005-nucleotide messenger RNA. RefSeq names its product apical junction molecule-like. Lineage: Eukaryota; Viridiplantae; Streptophyta; Magnoliopsida; Lamiales; Lamiaceae. Bases 195 to 2987 code for a protein of 930 amino acids. The record is from RefSeq and is a predicted model, not a curated record. The transcript is spliced from 8 exons.
GGAAGGGUUUAAUCGUUUCUCUCACGAAAUUAUCGAUUUUCAUCUCUAACAUGGGCGUCCCUUUUAUGUUUUUCUCGAAUCAAUGGCCGCUUUAUUCUCUAAACUAGAUUCAGCUUCCAAUCGUUGGGAUGCAUUCCUCGCCUCGAUUUUGAUUUCUCUCUAAAUCGAGGGUUUCAUUCACCGCUUGUGAAGGAAUGGCACAGGACGUUGAGGCGCAGCAAGACAAGCCGUCCAAUGCCUGCUGCGCCAAGUUGCAAAAGAAGCACUCAAAGCUCUUGGAGAGGUGCGCGAAGCUUGAACAGAUCAAAAACAAGUUUCGCGACUGCACCUUAGCGAUGCAGCAGAGAUGCGAUGUGGUCGAGAGAGAUAGGAAGAGUCUGAGGAGAGAUAAUGAGAGUCUGAGGAGAGAUAAUGAGAGUCUGAGGGAAGCAUCAGAAAAACUCAAAGUGCAGGUUAAUUUAUGGAAUAGUGAGAAAGAUAUAGAGGCUGGUCGGCGUGCUGAUCUUGAGGUUCAGUUGCUGAAGCAAAACAGUGGUUCUGCUUCUCGCAGAGGAGAUGAACAGCUUCGAGAACGCAUUGCUCAAGCCGAGGAAGAAAUUAAGCUAUUGAAGGAGCUUCUGGACCGAGAGAGGGGGAAGGUAGCUUCCGAAAAGAAGCGCACUGAGUUGGAGAAGAAGAAAGCUGUUGAGGCGUUGAAGAAGUUAGAGAGUGUAGAGAGAAAAAAGGCUGAGGAAUAUAAACUUCUGUGGGAGAAGUUACAAAAAGAAAAUGAUGAUAUGAAGCCAAUGUUAUCUUUGGAGAAAUCUAGAUCUAGAGAUGCAGAGAAACAGAAAGCCAUUAUAGGAAGGCAAAGGGUUGAAUUGACAGUGGCUAAACCUGAAGAGCAAAUUUUUGUUCCUGAUACAAGUUUGGAGAAUGAUCGAGCCGAUGAUUUGAAUCGGAAAUUGGAACAAGCUAGGAAAAGGGUAGAACAAUUAGAGGGUGAGUUACUUAAACAUAAAUGCUCUGAAGAAUCUAAAGAUAGGCUUCUGUUGGAGAUGUUAAAAAAAGAAACUGAUGAUUUAAAGUCAUUGUUGGCUUUGGAGAAAUCUAAAUCUGAAGCUGCUCACAAAAAGUUGGAAGCAGAGAAACAGAAAACCAUCAGGGAAAGAAAGAGGGCUGACUCGGCAGUUGCUCAAAAAAGAAUUACUGAAAAAUGUUUGGAGAAGGAUCAAGCAGAUGAUUUGAAUCGGAAGUUGGAACAAGCUAGGAAUAGGGUUGAACAAUUGGAGGAUGAGUUGCUUAAACAUAAAUGCUGUGAAAAAUCUGAAGAUAGGCUUUUGUUGGAGAAGUCUAAAAAGGAAACUGAUGAUUUAAAGUCAAUGUUGGCUUUGGAGAAAUCUAAACCGGAAGAUGCUCACAAAAAGUUGGAAGCAGAGAAACAGAAAACCAUUGGACAAAGUAAAAGGGCAAAGUUGGCGGUGGAAAAAUCUAAAGAGCAAAUUAAUCUAGCUGAAACAAAUUUGAAGAAGGCCAUGUAUGAGAAAGCUCGAGCAGAUGAUUUGAGUCGGAAGUUGGAAGAGGCGAAGAAUAGGGCUGACAAAUCCAGUCCCAGCAGGAAUGCAGUAACAGCCACUGAUAUACGCACCGAAAUGCUAAAGAAUGACACCCACUUCCAUAAGUGGGUGGAAAAGAUGCUUUUGGAGAAAGAACAUGAUAUCGUUAGGGAGAAAAAGCGUGCAGAUUCAGCAAAAAAGAAAGCAAAGAAACAGAUAAAAGUUGCAGAAGAAUACAAAAAGAUGUCCAUGGAACAAAAAGAUAGGGCCGAUCAACUAUCUGGGCAGUUAGAGACGUACAAGCUCAGGUUAGAAGGGUUGCAGAAGGAAAUGCAGGCGUUUGUUUCAUCGAGAAUUUAUGCUGGCACUUCUCCCAUGAUAAACAAUGAUGUCAUUUAUGAAACUGAUACAGUUGAACUUCUGAAGAAACAAUUGAAGCUAGAAAAGCUGCUUGCAAAACAUGCCAAGGAAGCAACGAAGAUAGAAGCUUUACGUAACACGAUGCUACGACAAGAAUUAUGUCACCUAAAGAAGGAGAGUGUUCAGUUCCAACAGCACAUGAAUAUACUACUAGAUAAGAGUUUCUUGCAUGGCCCUGAAGGUAUAGAUCAGUUGAAAAAGAUUGGCAGUGAAACCACGAAAAGAAAAGUAUUAGGCUCUGAUGGGAGUCGCAGGCGAGUCAUGUCUGGUAUACAUUCUAGGAUGGAUCCUCCUUAUCGAGGUUCCAGCCAAAAAAUGUUACAGAGUUCUGCCAUAUAUUCCAGUUCAGCAUCUUUUUCUGAUUGGCCCUUGGUGGGAUCACAGGAAAGAGACACAUUCUCUAUUAUGACAUCAGCUAACCUGGGGGAGGAUAUAUCAAACUUCAAGCCAAAGAUACCUAAUAAGAUGCAAAACGAUCAAAAUGUAGCUAAACCUGAUAACAGAACUAGUAGUCCAAUUAAAGACAGUUCUAGUAAAAGAAGACUUGGCUUGCGUCAGAAGAAGAGGAAUCUUGGUGCAGUAGAGUCUAUAGAAAAUUUGCAUGCUAAGGGUGAGAAGUUGCAUCAACAUGUGUCUGAAAAAUUAGCCAUACUGCAUGAUACUCUCAAUGGCCAAGUGGAUGAUUCACAGGAAGAGAGCCUGAAAGGAACUACUUGCACAGAGCUUUUUAGACCUCUCAAGAAGAGAAAAUCCUCUUCAGAGGGAACUGUAAUUGUUGAUCAUUUGCAGAAUUCUGGGGAGUCAAAAGGCACCGUCAGUUCUGAUAUCAAUAACUCAGAUUCCUGUGUGCCUGCUUCAUCACCAGGGUCUGAUGCAGUCAUAUCUGAUUUGGGUGAUGAGGAUGGAACAAAUAAUAUUUUAGAACACAACAUGUCCACUUCUCCAGAUUUUGACCAGAUAGUCACUGGUGACCAUAUGAAGUUGCUGGACAUGGACAAUGCCGCUGAUGAAGACUGGCUGAGGUUGAAGUAGUUAGCUCUGAGAUGCUGGCAUGUAGGAGUUCCCAACUGGGGCUGUCAACUGUGAGUAGAUAUCCAGUUAUUGAAAUGGAGAAGAAUCUCACUAAUGUUGCACCCAAUGGCUCUGAUCCAUUGCUGUUACAAAUGGAGCAUAAUUCUGAUACCUUAUCAGAGAAUACUACUCCCCCCGGCAGCAAGUGAUACUCAUUGCCAAGAAAUCCAUGUAACAAGUGGGAUGUUGGGAACAGGCUAUCUUUCUGGUCCUGGAAAUGAGGGAACAAUUGAAACAUGUGAAAAGGCAAGUGCAUCUUGUUGUGGUGAAACUCUGAAGUGUUUUAUUGUAUUCUCAGACAACAAAGACAACUUAAGCAUUUUGCGGAUCCUUCAGACAAUUUCCAGUUUCAUGCCACAAUGUUCUUUUGAUCAUUCAGUGGAGACAUUCGUUCAAAAUGUUAUACUCACCAUUUCUAAAGCUAAAGACCUCUCAACUAGGCAUGUGUGUUCUUGUCAUUGAUACUGCCUGAAAUUUCUGAGCUAAGACUCAAAACUUGAAAAAUGGUUUAGGUGAUAAUUUUGUCCAGGCUCUUGCUUCAGUGACCACACUCUUCAGCUCAGCACUUUCUGAUCCAUAUUUGAAAAGGAUGGCUAUGGAGUCCUGGUUUGCUUGAACUGCUAGUUAUCAUUGAAGAUUUCCUUCAACAGAGUAAAGUUUUGUCUAUGGUGGUGUAUCUGCUGAGUCAGAAUCCCAUGUUACUUCCAAAUUGGACUUAAUUUUAAAUGGCAAUCCCAUAAUGAUGCUGGAAAUGGCUGCUUCAGCUCAUCUGUUGAUUGCAGGGGGUAGUCUAUUAGCAUCAUUAUGCCUUGCUGUUGAUGAUAUUGGUUAUGUUUGUGAGAUAUCAUACAACAUUAUUAGAACCCAGAAGCUUGACCGUCCAGUAAUGUUGGCUAUUCUUCACGCUUUUGCCCUCAUAUGUGGCUCCAAGUACUUUAACCUUCAGCAUUACUCUGUAGCUAUGACUGUAGUAAAAUCUGUGGUUAUGUUUCUUGAGGCGCAAACUUUGUCGGCCGGUUCUACAUCCUCUUCCCUGUCAGAUUCUAGAAACCCAUCUAGCAUGUUGUUGUGCGCACACUGUCCAUUCUCAGAAGGUGCAGUUUCUGUGGAAAAUGCUGCAGUGAUGCUGUUAGAGAACCUCCAAAAGCAGUGUCAUUGUGGGUUAUGGCCACAAGAUUCACUUGCCUUAGUCAGUUUGCUGGUUCCCACACUUCCGAUCCAUGAGGAGGGAGACGAGGUAGUUUCAGGCUUGGGAGAGGCUGCCUCAUCAAGUUUGGCAUGUGAUGAGACUUUAUGCAACUUCCUUGAUAUUUUUUCUUUGGUUGAGGUUCUAGCUUCAGUCAUGAGCUGGAAUUGGACAUCUGAUAACACCAUAGGGCCGAUUUGUCAAACUUUGAAGUUAAAUUUAACAGAAGGAUUCUCUGCUACUAUCAUCACACUUCUCGGCCAACUUGGGAGGCUUGGAGUUGGUGCUGGCGGAUACGAUGAUCCUGGUGUUCAGAAAUUAAGAGACUACUUCUCAAAGUUUGCUCAGGAAAUCACAUUCAAGAGAUUAAGUAUUCCUGUUCAGAUUGCCCUUAUAACUUCUUUGCUUUGUGUCAGUCCAGUCAAAUUUGAAGAGAUCACUGAAAAAACCGAAACUCCAGCAGCAAUGAGUAGUCCCUAUAGUUUGGUAAGGGCAUGGUUUUUUUCCUUAGUCACGAUCUACAGUUGUCCUUGAGGCCUCAUUUUGCUGCAAGCCAGGGCAACUAGCAGAUCAGUCUCCGGUUCGUUCUAAUUGAGCUCGAGUCCUGUUCUUUUCGAGGAAGUUUGUGUACAGCAAUGGAUAAACAAGUGCCAAGGUCGUCUUCUGUUCUCCAAUUUUUUCUAAAGUUAAACUGAGCCGCUUAUUUCACAGUUUUAGAAACAUUUACUUGGUAUUAUUGGAACCUUGCGAUUUUGUUCAACUUUGAUUCAGAAGCCUUCGGUAUUUGCUUUCA